AUGUGGAGGAGGGAACCUCGGUGCGUCUCCAUCCCUGCCAGUUUCCAGCAGGGAAAGCAGCAGCAAGCAACUCCUUCCCAGGCAUACCGGGCAACAGGCACAGAACCGUCUCAGCACAGAGAGGCACGAACCGGGGAAGGCGAGAGGAGGGACCGACGGCGGGAGGCCGGGGGGAAACAAACAACCGCCAGCUCGGAGUUACGCAGCUCCAGAACCGAACUUGCAAGAGGAGGGAGCGGGGCGCCCCGAGAGCAGGCGAAGCGCUCCACCACCCCACACCUCACCGCCCCUGGGGCCGCCGCGUUUCCCGGCUUUGCAAAAAAAAAGAGAGAGAGAAAAGCAACGCGCCCUCUGCCCGAGCGUCUCGUGGCGCACACGCCUGGCCCUCCCGGCCGGGGCAGCCGUCGAGCGGCGAGGCUGGGGGGCCGAGGCAAAAGCUGUCGGAGAGCGAGGCUGGGGGGCCGCGGCAGAGGCAGAGCUGGCCGGCCGGGGAGCGCUCGCGGGAGGGCGCCCAGGGGGGAGCCCUCGGCGGGAGCCGCCGGCCCCACAGGGAUGGCGGCGGCGACCAUCACCACCCUGCCGGUCUUGCCCGACGGCGGCGGCGGCAGCGGCACCUUCCCGCCCGGACACUUCAAGGACCCCAAGCGGCUGUACUGCAAAAACGGCGGCUUCUUCCUGAGGAUCAACCCCGACGGCCGAGUGGAUGGAGUCCGAGAGAAGAGCGAUCCGUACAUUAAAUUGCUACUUCAGGCGGAAGAGAGAGGUGUAGUGUCAAUCAAAGGUGUAUGUGCAAAUCGUUUCCUUGCUAUGAAUGAAGACGGUCGAUUGUUAGCAAUGAAAUACGUAACAGACGAAUGCUUCUUUUUUGAACAUUUGGAAUCUAAUAACUACAAUACAUAUCGGUCUCGUAAAUAUAGCGAUUGGUACGUUGCACUGAAACGAACUGGUCAGUUCAAGCCCGGGCCAAAAACUGGACGAGGUCAGAAAGCUAUCCUUUUCCUUCCAAUGUCUACCAAGAGUUGAUUUCAGUGGCUGAGCCUACAAAAUAUGCUGCGAGAGUGGUAGAUCUUCCCCUCCUCACAAGACAAAAAGAUGUGACCGAGUAUUU
Elgaria multicarinata webbii is the source of this 1108-nucleotide messenger RNA. It is a transcript of the gene FGF2, whose product is annotated as fibroblast growth factor 2. The coding region runs from base 1 to 1023 and encodes 340 amino acids. Gene Ontology annotation, molecular function: fibroblast growth factor receptor binding; growth factor activity. Gene Ontology annotation, cellular component: nucleus; cytoplasm. NCBI's taxonomy places the organism in Eukaryota, Metazoa, Chordata, Lepidosauria, Squamata, Anguidae. The record is from RefSeq and is a predicted model, not a curated record. The transcript has 4 exons. Gene Ontology annotation, biological process: positive regulation of endothelial cell migration; positive regulation of MAP kinase activity; wound healing.